Phalaenopsis equestris is the source of this 693-nucleotide messenger RNA. RefSeq lists its product as uncharacterized. The record is from RefSeq and is a predicted model, not a curated record. Lineage: Eukaryota; Viridiplantae; Streptophyta; Magnoliopsida; Asparagales; Orchidaceae. The transcript has a single exon. The coding region runs from base 152 to 550 and encodes 132 amino acids.
CCCAAUAGCCAAUGCCCCUUUCUUCGUGUUAUGAUUAAUGAGAAAAGCAGACCAACCACACAUCUACGAUGCCAUCCUUCUAUAAUCAAUAACAACAAGCGCUAAACACUCCAUCUUUCCCUUCCACAUAUCUAAAAAGUGCAUAUUCUCCAUGUUCUCCUAUCAAAAAUUGAAGAAUGUUGAAGAAAGGGAAGAAGCAGAUGAAGAGCUUGUUAUUGCAAGAAAAAAGAUCAUUAGCUACUGCGUUCAAAGAAAGAGAUGGGGGAGGGGCAGGUGGAGUUGGAGGCGACCGAGAGUCCGAGUGGCCGGGCUGCUACGAAGAGCCGUGAGGGGGAAGGCGGCGGCCGUCCGAGCAGCUAUGGGAACAUCAUUGAAGAAGGUGAUGAUAAGGUUGAAGGAAGGGAGGCCAUAUGUUAGCGAACUAUUUGCCGGCAACUACUUGUUCAUGCAGGUGAACCCAUCUGUUGCCAUGCCAUAUUUGGACAAGUCUCUUGUACCAGCUACAAGGUUGCAUCAAGCAUAUGCAAUUACCCCAAGGAUUGCUUAUUAAACUAAUUUCUCAUCUAUGCUGUGGCUUCUUUUCAUAUUUAUCCAUUGUAUUGUCUUUAUCAUCUCAAGUUCUUCAUAUUUAAUUAAUGAUUGGUGGUGUUUGUUGUUUGGAAUGAUAUUGCUGCAUAUUUUAAUGGAUCAUGA